Molecule: messenger RNA, 2482 nt
Organism: Chenopodium quinoa (quinoa)
Lineage: Eukaryota; Viridiplantae; Streptophyta; Magnoliopsida; Caryophyllales; Amaranthaceae
Product: F-box/LRR-repeat protein 10-like
Exons: 4
Coding region: 220-2163 (647 amino acids)
Biological process (GO): SCF-dependent proteasomal ubiquitin-dependent protein catabolic process
Cellular component (GO): SCF ubiquitin ligase complex
Molecular function (GO): protein binding
Source: RefSeq, a predicted model, not a curated record
AUGUAACCCUUACUUAACCGCAUAAUUUUCCUAAAAACUAAAAAUAAAACACAAACAAAAAAAUCUUUUUAAUUUCUUGUUUCCUUCUCCUUGCAAUUUGCAAAUUAACAAUUCCCCAUUAAUGAAAUGAUUCUUGUCUUGAAAUUGCAAUAAAAAUCUUCAAUUUCCACCAAUUUUAGAUCUCCCCCAAAAAAUUAAGAAGCAGAAACAGAGAGAGAAAUGGAGAAUAGGGAAGAAGGAGAAGGGGAUGAAGGAGGAGAGAGAAUGGGGUUGGAUCAACUUCCGUCAGCUUUGCUUGCGACGAUUAUUUCCAAGUUAGACAUGGCGUCAAUCUGUUCCGUCGCUUCUACUUGUCGCACUUUCAAUUCCUGCGCUUCUCAUAUUAUGACUUUCCUUCCUACUGUUCACCUCCUUGAUGUUGCACCAUCAAUGGAUCUGUUGGCUCCCUUAUUGCCCCCAAACCCUUAUCUCACAAGCCUGAAAGUUGACUGUUGCCGGCUUGAUGACUCUGCGAUUACUCAACUCAUCCGACCCUCUUUACAUGAGCUUUUUCUUCACAAUUGUGGGGAUUUUAGUGGUAGAUUGCUCUCUGAGAUUGGUGCUAAAUGUCGUGAUAUUAGGUCUCUCUACCUUGGGUGUGUGGGCGACAAAAGAGGUCGUGCAAUCCAUAUUUCUGAUCUGGAGGAGUUACUCAGAGGUUGCAAUGAACUGGAAACUCUCAAUCUGAUGUUUGAUGUCUCAACAUUUCUUCGGCAUAAUUUUGCCCGGGCAUGGACUUUGGCUUCUGAUAAACUAACUUCUCUAGAAAUCGGUUAUAUCUCGUCAGUCAUGGUGACAGAAUUACUCAGCCCAACUCCUGGGCCUAGUCAGUUUCUGCAGCAAGAGCAGCCACCUGUACUACCGAAUCUUCAGAAGUUGUGCCUUUCUGUAGAUUAUAUCACUGAUACUAUGAUCAACACAAUAUCCCAGAAUCUCACUUCAUUGACUCAUUUGGAUCUUCGAGAUGCACCUAUAAUUGAACCAAGGGUGACCUUUGACCUCACCAACAACGGUCUCCAGCAGAUAAACCGACAUGGAAAGUUGAAACAUCUUUCAUUGGUACGUAGCCAAGAGUUCCUCGUAACUUAUUUUCGUAGAGUCAAUGAUCUAGGUAUCCUCUUAAUGGCUGACAGUUGUGCAAGUAUGGAAAGUAUAUCUCUUGGUGGCUUUUGCCGUGUUACAGAUACAGGUUUCAGAGCUAUUUUACAUUCAUGCACUAACCUUUACAAGAUAAAAAUAUCGCAUGGGACCCAACUCACCGAUCUGGUUUUUCUGGACAUCUCAGCUACCCCUCUUUCGUUAACACAUGUUGGCUUGAGAUGGUGUAAUCUGCUGACCAAUCUUGCAAUUACACAUGUGGCAUCAAAUUUGGAUCUGACUGUGCUUGACCUGAGAGAUUGCAGAAGCCUUGGGGAUGAAACUCUGGUAGCAAUCAGCCGUCUUCCUAAAUUAAAGUCAUUACUUCUUGAUGGAUCUGAUAUAAGUGAUUUUGGAAUCUCACAUCUGAAGGAAAUGGCAGCUAGCUCAUUAGUUUCUCUUUCUGUUAGAGGCUGCAAGAGACUUACAGAUAAAUGCAUCACGGCCCUAUUCAGUAGCACUUCAAAGCCCGUGUUGCAAGAACUGGACUUGUCAAAUCUGCCUAAUCUGAGUGACAAUGGAGUUCUACUCUUGGCUAAAAGCCGAGUUUCAAUUUGUGAACUCCGUAUGAGACAAUGUCCUCUCAUUGGUGACACUUCGGUCAUGGCAUUGGCCUCAAUGCAGGUUGAUGAUGAAAGAUGGCAUGGCAACUGCCUACGUUUGCUGGAUCUCUAUAACUGUGGGCGUAUAUCUGCACUCUCAUUCCGCUGGCUGAAGAAGCCAUACUUUCCGAGAUUAAAAUGGUUGGGGGUGACUGGAAGUGUGAACAGGGACAUGGUGGAUGCAUUAGCUAGGAGUAGACCUUACUUGCAUGUUGCUGGUCGUGGUGAGGAGUUAGGAACUGGUCAAUGGGAUCAUGCGGAUGGAUUUUACAUCCAUGAUUACGAGGAAAUGGAUGAACUCGAAAGAUUUAUUUUGGAGGGUGAUGAUGUAGUAAGCGAUGAAGAAAUGGCAGAGGCUGCUGAACAUGAAGAACUAGAGGAAUGAAAUGGCAGGUAAAUUCCUUGUAACUUGUACGCAUGUCUUUGUUCUAAAAUAUGCCGAUUACGGCUCUAAGUUGAUUUGUUGUAAUUUUAGUUUUGUUCUUUUUAGAAUGGUUUCAGUUUCUUGUAUUGAUUUGUUGUAAUUUUAUUUAUGUUUUUUCGAAUAUUUUUUUAGUAUGUUGUAUUGAUUAAUGGAUUAUGUUGAACUGGUUGCAGCAUGUUGUAUCUAAUUUGUACCAUGGUUAAUAAAUAUGGUUUACAAGCAAAUUAAAACAAGUAAUUCAUGCAAUUUCUGCUCUUUUAUCAAGCCCACUGUUGCCCAC